Fomitopsis serialis is the source of this 1170-nucleotide messenger RNA. RefSeq lists its product as uncharacterized. The transcript has 8 exons. The record is from RefSeq and is a predicted model, not a curated record. Gene Ontology annotation, biological process: regulation of transcription by RNA polymerase II. Gene Ontology annotation, cellular component: nucleus. The coding region runs from base 1 to 1170 and encodes 389 amino acids. Gene Ontology annotation, molecular function: RNA polymerase II cis-regulatory region sequence-specific DNA binding; zinc ion binding; DNA-binding transcription activator activity, RNA polymerase II-specific. NCBI's taxonomy places the organism in Eukaryota, Fungi, Basidiomycota, Agaricomycetes, Polyporales, Fomitopsidaceae.
AUGUCCGCACGCGUCGCCCGCUCUCCCCCACCCAAUGCACUCGCGCACAUCCUCGCCCCACGAUCGCCCCGACCCCGCCAGGGGUCCCCGCCGCCAGGUGAUCCCGACUUCUCUCCUCCCGCCCGGCUGCUCUCUCAGACAACCUUGCCGCCUAUCCGGGCACUCCAUCCAGGCCUGCCACUCCCACCCCCGCAUCCUCAGAGCCCCACCGCGUUCACCGGCUCAGGAUACACUCGCCUGCACUCUCCGAGCUAUCCCGUCGCGUCGGGAAGCGGCCUCGGCCUUCGCCGAUCGGUGGACGAGUCCGACCCCGAGGGCGACUCGCAGGAACCACCGAAGAAGAAGCGUCGCCGCCAGGCCCUCAGCUGCACAGAAUGCAAGCGGCGCAAGAUCAAGUGUGAUAGGGCACAACCCUGCGGCCCAUGCACCCGGCGCGGGGAGCCUCAGAAAUGCCAGUGGCACAUCAUCGAGCCCAUGGAGAAGUACGUGACGCGCGCCGAAUAUGACGAUCUCAAGACCAAGGUGGUCGAGCUCGAGGCUAUGGUAAACCGUCUAACUGCUGGCUCGUUUACCGUCCCGCCGAUACGGAUGGUUGCGCCCGCUGGCCCUGUUUCAUCAGCUCCGGUUCCACGCGUUGAGCCAAUUCAAGGAACAGCCAUAACGCCAUAUCAUGCGGCGCCGCCUCCAUCAAUGCCUCCGUCGCUAUACCAUGCCAUGCCUCCCAGCCGUCCGAUCCCAACUCGCGGCGAGCACAACCGGCAGGUAGUGGCUCACAGUCCGUCGUCCUCGCGUCCGUCCACAUCACAAGGAUCCUCUGUCCACACUGCAGCUGCGGCAUCGCCUGUAAUGGAGCCGCCGUACUAUCCUACUAGCCCACAUGCACCUUCAAGCAUGCCGUCCACACCUGUUGCCGGAUCAUCAGGGCCCGUGUCCUCUCGGCGAGCCUCGCUGUCUGUCGCGGCCAUUACCAACCCGAUCCCGGCCCCAAGCCCGCCAAAAAAAUUCAGCGCGCAGACGCCUCUACCGCCGGGUCGGCGUCUGCGCCGGGAUCAAUCACUCAUACCGGACCACGUUCUCGGGCCUGCAUCGCCGCCUAACCUGCAGUUGGAUUCUUCACGUCGUGAGGCCCACCGGCGCUCAGUUACAGUGCCACUACAAGACAGCGUGUAG